AUGUCUGAGAAGCAAGCAAUCGAACGAGAUUCGUCCCGGUCUUCGGAUCAGGGUAGUAAGAAAGAACCGUCCGACUCGGUCAAGCUUGACCAAACGGACGAAGACAUCGAGCGAGAGAGAAAUAAGAUUCUGCGCGAGCAGGAAGAUCUCCGCAAGCAAGAUGCGCCAAUCAUUCCCAUUAUGUCCUUCUUCAAGAAGAGAAAGGGCUACGACGAGAAUGCUAUAGCAACCCAGCCCUCGGUCUACGACAACCCUUCAACUGCGAAGUUCUUCCAGCCGCAUCCGCGGUACGAAAAUCUUCAUCGGUUCGACCCGUCCUUCCGCUGGACUUGGGGCGAGGAGCUUCGACUCAUCAACAAGCUGGAUUGGAAGAUUACUCUUUUUGCCUGCCUUGCAUUCUUCGCACUGGAUCUUCCCCGUGGCAAUCUGAGUCAAGCAAACUCCGCAUCCUUCCUCGAGAGCCUCGGCAUGGACACGAACGAUUAUAACUUGGGAAACACGGUCUUCCAAAUAUCCUUCUUGCUGGCAGAGUUGCCGUCGCAAAUGAUCAGCAAAAAGAUCGGACCAGAUCGCUGGAUACCUUUCAUCAUGUGUUCAUGGAGUCUGGUGUCCGGGUGCCAGUUCUGGCUCAGCGGAAGAACUUCUUUUCUUGUCUGCCGUGCGCUGAUUGGCGUACUUCAAGGUGGUUUCAUUCCGGACAUGGUGCUUUACCUCACCUACUUCUUCAAGUCUACUGAGCUACCGUUUCGAUUGGCCAUGUUCUGGACUGUUCGCCGCAUCACGGAUAUCGUUGCGCCACUAUUGGCUCUCGGUGUCCUCCGUAUGGAUGGGAUCAACGGAUACGACGGCUGGCGCUGGCUAUUCCUGAUCGAAGGCAUCCUGACGAUGUCAAUCAGUAUAUGGGCCUGGUUCAUGAUGGCUCCGUCACCAACGCAGACCAAAGCCCCCUGGCGACCAGCCGGAUGGUUCAACGAGCAGGAAGAAAAGGUAUUGGUCAACCGAAUCUUGCGGGAUGACCCUUCAAAGUGUGAUAUGCACAACCGACAGGCUAUCACUCCCAAGCUACUGCUGAAAUCUUUGGCCGACUGGGAGCUCUGGCCCAUCUACAUCUUCGGUCUCAUUUGGGAGAUCCCGGCCGGACCACCCGACCAGUACCUCACUCUCACGCUGAGAAAUCUGGGCUUCAGUACGAACGACACCAACCUGCUCAGCAUUCCACCCCAGUUUCUUGGCGCAGUUUUCAUGAUGAUGACAACGUAUUUGUCCGAGAUCUGGGACUCGAGAGCGUUGUUCGGUGCUUUCACUCAGCUCUGGUACCUUCCUAACCUGAUUGCCAUGGCUGUAUUACCAUCAAAUAGCAGCCCAUGGGCGCAAUAUGCUGUGGUUACAGUUCUGCUUUCCUAUCCCUCGCCGCACGCGAUGCAUGUUUCUUGGGCCUCGCGCAACUCCCAUUCCGUCCGCACCAGAGCAGUUUCUGCAGCUUUGUACAACAUGAUGGUUCAGCUUGCUCGCGUUAUCUACUCAAACAUUUAUCGUGAGGAUGACCGGCCUGAAUAUCGGCGCGGAAACAGAGUACUGAUUGGGAUCUGCUGUAUGAACAUCUGCAUCUACCUUCUUGCGAAGCUGUUCUACAUGUGGUGCAACUCGAAGCGCGAGAAGGAAUGGAACGCCAUGACAGAAGAAGAACGCAACCACUACUUGGAAACUACCACAGACCAAGGCAGCAACAGAAAGGAUGUGCGGUUCAAGCACUAG
Molecule: messenger RNA, 1755 nt
Organism: Colletotrichum karsti
Lineage: Eukaryota; Fungi; Ascomycota; Sordariomycetes; Glomerellales; Glomerellaceae
Product: major facilitator superfamily transporter
Exons: 6
Coding region: 1-1755 (584 amino acids)
Biological process (GO): transmembrane transport
Cellular component (GO): membrane
Molecular function (GO): transmembrane transporter activity
Source: RefSeq, a predicted model, not a curated record